Lampris incognitus (smalleye Pacific opah) is the source of this 2074-nucleotide messenger RNA. Its product is annotated as m7GpppN-mRNA hydrolase-like. Gene Ontology annotation, molecular function: 5'-(N(7)-methylguanosine 5'-triphospho)-[mRNA] hydrolase activity; RNA binding; manganese ion binding. The coding region runs from base 223 to 1326 and encodes 367 amino acids. The transcript has 10 exons. NCBI's taxonomy places the organism in Eukaryota, Metazoa, Chordata, Actinopteri, Lampriformes, Lampridae. Gene Ontology annotation, biological process: nuclear-transcribed mRNA catabolic process, nonsense-mediated decay; deadenylation-dependent decapping of nuclear-transcribed mRNA. The record is from RefSeq and is a predicted model, not a curated record. Gene Ontology annotation, cellular component: P-body; cytoplasm.
CAUAAUAUGAGCUGGUGCGUUAUGGAGCGAUGCUAGCCUAUUAUACCGCUGUACAGCCCAGCCUAACGCUACACGUGAAUAUGUACUUUUUUCAGCUGUAUUGGGUCGUCGCUCCAUGGCCAAUGUUAACGAAGUUUAACGGUGAAAUAAGAAAUUGAUAACGAGCGUCCUGGGUAGUUCCGGUCCUUUCUCUUUUAUGCUAGACUGCUCUGCGACGUCGUUAUGUUUUUAACUAAUAUGGAUUCAAAAAGAGUAGACAUUCCUCCCGGCGUACUGGACGACCUCUGCAGUCGGUUCAUCCUCCACAUACCAAGUGAGGAGAGGGACAACGCCAUACGUGUGUGCUUCCAGAUUGAGCUCGCCCACUGGUUCUACCUGGACUUCUGCAUCCAGAACACCCCAGGACUACCCCAAUGUGGGAUAAGGGACUUUGCCAAAGCUGUUUUUCACCACUGUCCAUUUCUUCUGCCUCGUGGGGUGGAUGUACAGAAUGUUAUAGAACAGUGGAAGGAAUAUAAGAUGGGGGUCCCAACCUAUGGUGCAAUUAUUUUAGAUGAAGCCCUUGAAAAUGUAUUGCUUGUUCAAGGCUAUCUGGCAAAGUCAGGGUGGGGUUUUCCAAAGGGAAAAGUAAAUGAAGAUGAGGCGCCUCAUGACUGUGCAGCUCGAGAAGUUUUGGAAGAGACGGGCUUUGUUAUCAAGGAUCGUAUCUGUAAAGACAUGUACAUCGAGCAGAAAAUUACUGACCAGUUGGCUCGACUGUACAUAAUAACCGGAGUGUCAAAGGAUACGAAGUUCAAUCCCAAAACAAGGAAAGAAAUAAGGAACAUUGACUGGUUUUCUAUUGAGAAGCUACCAUGUCAUAGGAAUGACAUGACUCCAAAGUCCAAACUCGGACUUGCCCCAAAUAGGUUUUUCAUGGCCAUUCCAUUUGUAAGGCCACUCAGAGAAUGGAUUGCCAAGCUAAAGGGAGAAUCGACAGACAGUGAUGAGGAUCUUUCCAUCAAUGGCAGCACUCCAUGCAAACCUCUGGAAAACCCUUGGACAAACUAUAAGCAGCCCCAGGGUAAUGAAACAUCUCCAGAGGACAACAGGGGGAAACACAAACAGCAGAAGACCCUUGGACAGCUGAGCCAAUAUGAGAAAGAAGAGAGAAGACUUCAACCCAGAAGACAGCAGGAUAACUUUGAGAAAGAUGCAGUUCCUUGCAGUUCUAUCAACGGCCAUCCAACAGUCUACAACAGCGACUACGAGCAUCAUCUUUCCUCCGUGUCCUUCCUCAACUUCAGAUUUGAUAAGGAAGCCAUCAUGAAAUGUUUUGACCACUAAUAUGGGUUUUGACUUGCUGUGCCUUUUUAUAACAUCCUACCAGCUUCUUUGCUUUUGUUACCAUUGUUUGUCAAGGGAGGGGUUUUGCCCCGCUUCAGAUUUCUACAUGAACAAAUGAUGAUUAGAAACUGCCCGGCACAUCCACACUAAACUACUGUUUGCCCUGCAAUAUUCACUCUGCUCCACCACAGCAACUGGUGGUUAAGUGCCUUGCUCAAGAGUAUCUAAAUGAUCAGUUUUGAGAUGGGGAAAGUUUGAGUGAUUUGUUAUCCCUCCCGACAGCUCCUCCAGCUGUGUCUGGUCACAGGGCCCUUUUGUUGCUCACCUUUAAGCUGCUAGGCUGAAAGUGGUAGUACAAUUGUGGAGAAAGCAAGUUUUGAAAACUUACAUUCUUUGACAGAAGAAAAGUAUUUUCCAGUUUCAGAGAUUAACUCAAUAGUACCAUGUUUCAUUUUGGGACUUUUAAUAUAAGUUUUAUUACUUCGUUUUUGGGGUGUGCUGAUGAACGACCUAGGUGAGGAGGUGGUACUUUGUAUUAGAAAUAAAUAAAUAAAAUUACACCAGACAACAGAUUUUUUCAAAUUUUGCAUCCUGAAAUUUUUUUUUAGAGAUUACAACAGACAAUGUCAAGAGGAACACAAAAAUAAUCUCAGACUUGCUGUAUCACGUAGGAAUUUGGAGAAAGGUUAAAAUAACUUUUAUUGAAUUUAACACGUUUAAUCACAUAAUGAUGCUGACACAUUGUGUU